Strongylocentrotus purpuratus (purple sea urchin) is the source of this 2733-nucleotide messenger RNA. It is a transcript of the gene pibf1, whose product is annotated as progesterone-induced-blocking factor 1. Lineage: Eukaryota; Metazoa; Echinodermata; Echinoidea; Camarodonta; Strongylocentrotidae. Gene Ontology annotation, cellular component: centriolar satellite. Gene Ontology annotation, biological process: cilium assembly. Bases 155 to 2503 code for a protein of 782 amino acids. The transcript is spliced from 16 exons. The record is from RefSeq and is a predicted model, not a curated record.
AUAGGCGUGAGCUUUAGUGUCGCAAUAUUUGUAAUUGUGUGACAACAAUCUGACAUUGAAUAUUUAGCGGCGGCUGUUUCAAAGAUCAUUCCCCAGUCAGUUUGGAAAGGAAAACAAACACCUUUUGUCGAAAUUCUUCAAAACUGAGACAAGAAUGGCUCAUAAGGACAUAUCAACCCUGAUAAGUGAUCUAGAUACUGACAUUACUGGAGAAAUUAGCACUUCUUUAGCGACAGAUUUUUCGGUUUCCGCUGGCGAUGAAACGGACGAGAAUCGCCAGCGUAAAUCCAGGCAUUCCGACCGGAGACAACCCGGGAAGAUCACUCGUCAGCUCAUCGAAAGGAAGCAGCUGCUACACGACUUGCAAUUGGUGAAAAUUGAAUUGUCGCAGAAGAAUUUGAUCAUCGACAAUUUGAAUGCUGAACAUUUGGCAAGCGUCGAAGAGCUCGAAGAAAGAUUAGGCGACGCAUCUCAUACAAAGCAGAUUUUGCAGGCCAGGCUUGAAGCGCAGCUGAAUGUAAACAAAGAAGAGGCACGACAUUUACAACAGAAGCUCCACGCUGAUCUUCACACAAUCACAGAGAAACAGCACCAUCUGGAGGCCACAAAUGCAGAGUUGCAGCGACGAGCUGGAGAUGUGAGAAGGGUAUUGCAUAACUUAGAUCUGUCAGAUGAGCAGUAUGGGGCAUUGAAAGAAAUGAGAGAAGAAGUCCUAACUCUAAGGGAUGUCAUAGCAGUAAAAUUCUAUGAAGAGAAGCACCCACUGCUCCUGAAGCUGACUGAUCUUGAAGGAUGGAAGCAGAUGUUAGAAACAGAGCUUAAGAGGAGUAGAGAGGAACAAUUUAGAUUACAUGAGGCACUAGAGAAGGAACAACGGUUGAAAAGUGACGCUGAAGGAAAAGGUCAAAAGCUGACCAUUGACCUUGCCAAUUUGAAGUCAACACAAAAUCAAAACGACUACAAGCGAGAAAACUACAACAGAAUCAAGAGUGAGAGAGAUGAUUUUGAACACCAGCUAGAUGAUAUCCAGAAGCAACAUACCUAUCUCAAUGUCACCUUCAAAGGAGUGGUUGAAGAACGAGAUCAACUUGUCAAAGAGCUUGCUGAUAGGAAACAAGAGUUACUCCUUCUUACCCAAGACAAUGGCUACUUCUCCAAGCAGUCCAGUGAUGUCAGCAACAAGCUUGCUUAUGCAGAAGAACGUCUCCUGACUGUUCAAGCUGAUCUAGACCAUGCCAAGAGAUCUAGAGAAGAACUUUAUGAAAAGUACAUUGAAUCCAGGGAUGGAUGCAAGGUAGAGUAUGAGAACAAACUGAGAGAAGAGCUUGAAUCAAUCCGACUGAGAACAGAGACUGAGAUUGAUAAGCUGAAGAGCACCAUGCGAGAUACCUUUGAGAGAGAGAACAGGAGUCUGCGGGAGGCAAGAGGCAAUGCCAUCUUAGAAAAAGACAGAGCGUUAUCAUCAGCUCAGGAAGGCAAGACCAAGUAUGAGGAGCUCUUUGCAAAGUACAGGGAAUUACAAGCCACCUCUGAUGCCAGAGCUAUGGAGCUGAGUGGUGAAGCCAAACUAAAGAGCUUUGAAGCAGAGAGAUCCAAUAUGAUUCAGGAGGAGACACAACGUAAUCUUAAGCAAGCACAGGUGGACUGUGAUAAACUACAAAAGAAACUAGAGGUUCUGACCAAAGAAUAUUACACCUUGCAAUCUUCAGGAGAGAGAAGGGCAACUGAAUUAGAAGCACAACUAUCAGAAUUGAAAUCAAAACUAGAGACUUAUGAGAAACUAGAGAAAGAACUUGAUGAUGUAGUGAUGCAGGCUGCCGAGUAUGACCAAGGAGAUGAGGCAGAGAAGGUGCUGUUCUCAUAUGGUUAUGGAGCUAAUGUGCCUUCUACAGCAAAAAGGAGAUUACAGCACAGUGUCCAUCUGGCAAGGAGGGUUCUAAGCAUAGAGAGGAUGAAUACUUCUCUCAAAAGAGAUCUUGAGAGAGGAGAGACCAAGAUUCACCAACUAGGAGAGGAGCUCUCCAAUGCUACAAGUCUCUUGAACCAGGCCCAGCAGCCGUAUAAUUAUUUGAUUGACAGUAUCAAGUCUAAAGACCAACAGAUCAACAAGCAUAAAGAUCAUAUCAACACUGCCUCCGAAGACAUCAGGAGACUGAAAGAAGAACGUGAAACCCUGAUGAAGGAGAAGAAUCAGAUGGCUGCUGAUCUGGAGAGACUUCUCAAUCAGAAAGAGCAAAUGGCAGUGAUGAAACAAGUUGUGUUGACACUCAGCCAGCGUCACCAUGGUAACAAGGAAUCUCAUCAGAGUCCUGUUGUUCAUGAGAGAUUGAGUAGUGACCGCCAUCCUUUGUCCGACAAGAUGACCAUUGGACGUGAACCAGGUCAUCAGCCCAAGCCGACUGUCUUUACACAGAGCCAAGAUUCACAGUGGUACGAGAAGCUGAAAGAAUGCAACACAAACAGAGGAACUCACUACAGGAACACAUGGAAAGAAGGAACAUGAGAACACAACAUGAAUAGAGGAAGAUGUUAUAGGAACACAUGGAAAGAAGGAACGUGAGAAUACAACAUGAAUAGAGGAAGAUGCUAUAGGAACACAUGGAAAGAAGGAACGUGAGAAUACAACAUGAAUAGAGGAAGAUGCUAUAGGAACACAUGGAAAGAAGGAACGUGAGAAUACAACAUGAUAGAGGAAGAUGCUAUAGGAACACAUGGAAAGAAGGAACGUGAGAA